Danaus chrysippus (African queen) is the source of this 396-nucleotide messenger RNA. The record is from the annotation of a GenBank genome assembly. NCBI's taxonomy places the organism in Eukaryota, Metazoa, Arthropoda, Insecta, Lepidoptera, Nymphalidae.
AUGGCUGUUAACAGUGCCACGUCCUUCGUGUUAUCGUCAAUUUUAGCGUUGUUGAUAUUUUCGGGAAUGCAGAUGUAUAAGCCCUUAAUUACAAGAUCUCCACUAACUAUCAUAUUCGGAGGAUAUCUAGGAUCCCUUAUGUUUAUGUUCUUCGUUACUGCAGUUGGUAAUUUAGAAGCAACCUUGUUUGGGAAAAACUUUCAGUUAAAAUUACCUGAGAUAGUGUUGUCUAUGGUGAUAUCAUUGAUUGCUUCAGGGAUGGUGCAUAGGAUCUGUUUUACUACAUGCUUAAUCUUCUCCAUCAUUACUAUAUACUACAUGAAUAAACUAUCCCAGAAAACAUAUGUAGCACCGGUUGCUGCUCCGGCACCAGUCAAAGGUCGCAGACAUAAAUAG